Pongo pygmaeus (Bornean orangutan) is the source of this 1607-nucleotide messenger RNA. It is a transcript of the gene UFSP2, whose product is annotated as UFM1 specific peptidase 2. The coding region runs from base 118 to 1527 and encodes 469 amino acids. Gene Ontology annotation, molecular function: deUFMylase activity. Gene Ontology annotation, biological process: proteolysis. Lineage: Eukaryota; Metazoa; Chordata; Mammalia; Primates; Hominidae. The transcript has 12 exons. Gene Ontology annotation, cellular component: nucleus; endoplasmic reticulum. The record is from RefSeq and is a predicted model, not a curated record.
AGUUGUAGUUGGUCCGCCCGGGCCCCGCCCCUGGGCCGUGCGGUGACGCCACUUCAGGGCCGGCCCCCGGAACUUUUGGGCAGGCGUCAGCGCCCGUGUCACCGCCACGUCGCGGACAUGGUGAUUUCAGAAAGUAUGGAUAUACUCUUCAGAAUAAGAGGAGGCCUUGAUUUGGCUUUUCAGCUAGCUACUCCUAAUGAAAUUUUUCUCAAGAAGGCACUGAAACAUGUGUUGAGUGACCUGUCAACUAAGCUGUCUUCAAACGCCCUUGUGUUCAGAAUUUGCCACAGUUCAGUGUAUAUAUGGCCUAGCAGUGACAUAAACACCAUUCCUGGAGAACUGACUGAUGCUUCUGCUUGUAAGAACAUACUGCGCUUUAUUCAAUUUGAGCCAGAAGAAGACAUAAAACGAAAAUUCAUGAGAAAGAAGGACAAAAAGUUAUCAGACAUGCAUCAAAUAGUAAAUAUAGAUCUUAUGCUGGAAAUGUCAACCUCCCUGGCAGCUGUAACGCCCAUCGUUGAAAGGGAAAGCGGAGGACACCAUUAUGUUAAUAUGACUUUACCUGUCGAUGCAGUUAUAUCUGUUGCUCCAGAAGAAACAUGGGGAAAAGUUCGUAAACUCCUAGUUGAUGCAAUUCAUAAUCAACUAACUGACAUGGAAAAAUGUAUUUUGAAAUAUAUGAAAGGAACGUCUAUUGUGGUCCCUGAACCACUGCACUUUUUAUUACCAGGGAAAAAAAAUCUUGUAACAAUUUCAUAUCCUUCAGGAAUACCAGAUGGCCAGCUGCAGGCCUAUAGGAAGGAGUUACAUGAUCUCUUCAAUCUGCCUCACGACAGACCCUAUUUCAAAAGGUCUAAUGCUUAUCACUUUCCAGAUGAGCCAUACAAAGAUGGUUAUAUUAGAAAUCCACAUACUUAUCUUAAUCCACCUAACAUGGAGACUGGUAUGAUUUAUGUGGUCCAGGGCAUAUAUGGCUAUCAUCAUUAUAUGCAGGAUCGGAUAGAUGACAAUGGCUGGGGCUGUGCUUAUCGAUCUCUGCAGACUAUCUGCUCUUGGUUCAAACAUCAGGGAUACACGGAGAGGUCCAUUCCAACACACAGAGAAAUUCAGCAGGCUCUAGUCGAUGCCGGUGACAAACCAGCAACAUUUGUCGGAUCGCGGCAAUGGAUUGGAUCUAUUGAGGUACAGCUGGUACUAAACCAAUUGAUUGGUAUAACUUCAAAAAUCCUGUUUGUCAGCCAAGGUUCAGAAAUUGCCUCUCAAGGACGGGAACUGGCUAAUCAUUUCCAAAGUGAAGGAACUCCAGUUAUGAUCGGGGGAGGAGUUUUGGCCCACACAAUACUAGGAGUUGCAUGGAAUGAGAUUACAGGGCAGAUAAAGUUUCUGAUUCUAGAUCCACAUUAUACUGGCGCUGAAGACCUGCAAGUUAUUUUGGAAAAGGGCUGGUGCGGAUGGAAGGGCCCAGAUUUUUGGAACAAGGAUGCAUACUAUAACUUAUGUCUUCCUCAGCGACCAAAUAUGAUUUAAAAUAUCUUGGAGUCAAAGACUGCAGUAAAGUGGUAUUAUAAAUUUGUGAAUAAAGAAUCAGUUGAAUUUUUCACAUUAAA